UGUAUUAUUGCAGGAAUUGUAUUUAAUUAUCUUGAAUAUUUAAAAAUGUUGUGCAUACUUUGUUUUAAAUAUGCUGACAGUUUUUUAAACAUCUUUAACGAAAUAGGAUCAAAGUUACAAAUAGCAGAUAUAAUCGAAAGACACUUUUGGUUCAAGCCGCUUCCUGAGGAGAAUAUUUCGGCAGUGAUUUGCUCCGCAUGUUGGUCAAAAGUAGACGAUUUUCAUCAAUUUUAUUUGUCGGUGGAAGAAUCACAUAACACCCUCAAUAGUAAGGUGAAAAAUGAGCCUUUUGCUGAAUUUGAUUUCAAUGAAUUGCUUGAUCCCGAUCUAAGUCCCAAAAAAGAACUGACAGAAAAAACAUGUCCAUUGGCUGAUAAGUCCCUUGACCACUCAAAUGAAAUCCUGAAUGAAUUUUGUGAGCUAGAGAUGCCCUGUUCCAUAAGCACCGAAGACACAGAUGGUGAUAGUGAAUCAAUCAAUCCAAUUCGCGAGCUGGACGGUAAUGAACACCCAGCCGUGGAAAUUGGCAACAAACAAGGAAAAACAGCACCAGCACUAAAGGAAACAAAAAAAAUAUUAAGAAGAGGCACGUUAUGUAGGAAGAGCAAAGAGUCUAAAAACGUAAAACAUAAGAUUCGUAAAGAGGAUAACACUAAAAAAUUGAAGGAACGAUCUGGCGUAAAAUCGAAAUUGGAAGACGAUGCUAUGGUGAAAAAAUAUAUUCCCAUGAUUUGCGAAUUGUGUCCUUUUAUCAGCGAAGACUAUUCGUCUGUGACAAAACAUUUUCGAACAGAUCACCCAAAUGUUAAACCCUAUGUAAGGUGCUGCAAUAAAAAGUUGUUUCAUCGCCAAGAUAUUGUGCAUCACGCCUACAGGCAUGAUAAUCCAGAGUUCUUUAAAUGCAAAGAGUGUCAAAAAGUAUUUUCCGAACAGUCAACACUAUCUCGUCACAUGAUUACCGCACAUACACCGGAAGAAGAACUUAAUUUCCAUUGUGAUCAAUGCCCUAAAAAAUUUUCUCGGCAAGAGAAAUUGGAACUGCAUAAAAACUCACAUCUACCAAGAGAAGAAAGACCAUUCGUAUGUGAUCAAUGUCCCAACAGUCGAUUUGCCAGUAAUGAUCUCUUGAAAGUUCACAUAUGUAUGCGACAUCGUCGUGCAACAAAUAUUUGUCAUGUGUGUGCUAAGGAAAUACGUGAUAAAGGUGCAUUCGAGAAACACGUACUAGCUCAUUUUGAAGAAGGCGGCCCAAAAUUAAAAUGCACGAUAGAUGAUUGUGACCAUUGGUUCAAGCAUGAGCAUUAUCUACAGCGUCACAUUAGACGAGUGCAUACUAAUGAGCAGAAAGCGGUAACUUGUGAGAUAUGUGGUGGAGUAUAUAAAAACAAGUGUUCGCUGACAAAACAUAAGGGCCGAGUUCACUCAAAUGUGGUAUUCACAUGUGAGGUUUGCAAAAAAACUUUCAAGCGCGCUAUUUACUUAAAGGAGCAUAUGGCCCAACAUACUGGUGAAAUACUCUACAAUUGUCAAUUUUGCACUCGCACUUUUAAUUCCAAUGCCAACAUGCAUGCGCAUAAGAAGAAAAUGCAUCCAGUCGAAUGGGAUAAUUGGAGGAAAACAAAUAACGGUUGUACAAAAUAGUGAUCACUAAGACAGCAUAAAUUUUAAAACUAUUUUAAUGUAUGCUCAAAUUUCGUAUAUUCAUUAAGAUAUUAAUGUUACAUAGAAGUUUAUACUUAAAUGAAUGUAAAUCAUUUCAAAUAAUAACUCUUGCACCGGUUUUUCAACCAA
Molecule: messenger RNA, 1791 nt
Organism: Ceratitis capitata (Mediterranean fruit fly)
Lineage: Eukaryota; Metazoa; Arthropoda; Insecta; Diptera; Tephritidae
Product: transcription factor grauzone
Exons: 5
Coding region: 46-1641 (531 amino acids)
Cellular component (GO): nucleus
Molecular function (GO): zinc ion binding
Source: RefSeq, a predicted model, not a curated record